CCAAUAAGAAUCAAGAAAAAGGCUUUCAUUUUUGUUUUUGUUUUUGUUUUUCAACAAUGGACAAGUUCAACUUUGUUAGAAAUGGGAUGAUCAGAUUGCCUCCUGGUUUUCGUUUCCAGCCUACAGAUGAAGAGCUGGUCUUUCAGUACCUAAGAUGCAAAGUCUUUUCAUGCCCUCUGCCUGCUUCAAUAAUUCCUGAGGUCAAUGUUUGCAUGUAUGAUCCUUGGGAUUUGCCAGGUGAUUUGGAGCAAGAGAGAUAUUUCUUCAGCAACAAGGAAUCAAAAUACAGGAAUGGGAGCAGAGCCAACAGGGUGACAAGUUCUGGUUACUGGAAAGCAACCGGCACUGAUAAAAAGAUUGUAUCUUCAAGGAGGAACCAUAUUGUGGGGAAGAAAAAGACUCUUGUUUUCUACAGAGGAAAGGCUCCAAAUGGUUGUAAAACAGAUUGGGUCAUGCAUGAGUAUUGCCUUGUCAAUGCAGAAACUACAGCCUCCAUCAACACAGCCGAGAAUGCUUUAAACGAGAAAGAAAAUUGGGUUCUGUGUCGAAUAUUUUUGAAGAAAAGAAGUUGUAAGACUGAUGAUGAGGAAGGCAUCAGAGUUAACAAUGCUGAAAUGGUUCACGCACCUCAGACUAAUAAUAAUCAAAGUCCUGUGUCUUCUUCUUCAUCGUGCUCAAGUUCUAGUGGGAUUACAGAAGUAACUUCUUCAAGUGAAGCAGGUGAUGAAGAAGAAAUCAGUGGGUGCACUAAGUUUUGAUGAUCAUGUUAAUGUAGCAGUAAUAUGUAAACUUUUUUCUUCUAGAAUGAUUUUAUGUUCCAAGUCCAUAAAAGGAAAUGAAUCUUCUUUUUCUUUGUGAAGA
Molecule: messenger RNA, 861 nt
Organism: Prunus dulcis (almond)
Lineage: Eukaryota; Viridiplantae; Streptophyta; Magnoliopsida; Rosales; Rosaceae
Product: NAC domain-containing protein 83-like
Exons: 3
Coding region: 57-758 (233 amino acids)
Biological process (GO): regulation of DNA-templated transcription
Molecular function (GO): DNA binding
Source: RefSeq, a predicted model, not a curated record